Molecule: messenger RNA, 2583 nt
Organism: Moesziomyces aphidis
Lineage: Eukaryota; Fungi; Basidiomycota; Ustilaginomycetes; Ustilaginales; Ustilaginaceae
Source: the annotation of a GenBank genome assembly
AUGAGUGCGGCGGGUCGCAUGGAUUUGCAGCUGGCGCAGCGAGACACGCCUCUCAAGUGGUUGGAGCAGAUCUGGUGGCCCAUCAAGAAAGGAGGCACAAUGGUGCAAUGGCGCAAACGGCACAACGCUGUUGCCUGUUCGCAGUGCUGCAGCCGAGAAGCGAUAGCCGAAAACCAGGCUGAGGCCAUCUUGUGCGAGUUCCGGGCUCGAGCUGCCAUGUUUGGCCGGCCCAGGCUCUUUCGACCCUGCUCGACUCUGCAGCAACGGCCUUCGGCGGCUUCGACACAGAACUCCGACACGAGCAACGUCGGACCAUCACAGGUCGACACACCCCAACUUCCGAAUUCCAUCGCUGCCACCGAGGCGGCCCGCUCUUGUCGAUAUGAGCAGGGCAGAUGUGGCCGACGGCGCAUCGACGACGAUGCCCAAGCCCAGCUGCAUCUACAUCCUGUUUCGAGCACUGCGUACAGCAUGCCAUCACUGUCGUCGCACCACUCGGACUCUGAGCUUUGGGCAGAGCCCCAGCUUGUGUCCUCUGGCUUCGCACAACCUGCUCAAUCGGGCAGCGCACAUUCGAGACAAGGGUCCAUCAUCUCCAAUAGCAGUCACGGCGUCGACCCCCGAUCCACAUCCAGCAGCGGCUCGCAACUGCCUGUAUCUUCUUCGACGAUUCCAGAGGAUCCUCUUUGCGGCACCAUUCCUGACGCGAUGAACGAUACCUUCUGGUGGUUGGCAUCCCACUGGCAACCAUCUUCAACGUGCGACCCAUCAUCUAAUUGGCCCGAGUGGACCAACACUUUCAGCCAGACAGACUCGACACGCCAAGCCAUCUCGAACAACGCGACCCAUGCCUCUAUCGAUGCAGACUCUCUGCGUCUCACCAGAGAAUGCUACGGCGCCGCGCGCGUCCAAGAUGCUACGCCCCCCUUCCCGGCUCAAGGCCGAAGCGAAGCAUCUGCAGAGCUGCUUCAUGCCUACAAACGCUGUCUGCCAAAGCCAAGCAGAUGGCCGACACUCUUGAAAGCGUUGGAAAGGCUCUGUCGCUCCGCGCACGGUCCUUCCGAGGCAGAAACAAGCCCCUUUCUAUGCCUUUCAAAGCUGCAAGAACAGCUCGAGCUGGACACGGUCUUGGCGCAAGACGGUUUGGCAAGCGCCCUCAGUCAACCCGGCCUCUCUUCCUCCUCCGUCCAGCCAGAUCCACUCCGUUGCGCUUGGACACUGGCCGCAAUCUGCCUCGCCGAGUCGAUUCUGGCUUCGUCGCCAAUCGAGCUCCCCCGCAAUCUCACCCUAGAGCAACUCGAUCACAUGCCAGAUGCCACCAUCCUGCUCUUUACAGUCGCUUGGGAGCACUGCCGAAAGGGCCUCUGUGGAGAUUCCAUCCAAGUGAUGCAGACGUACCGCAUGAUGUCCCUUGCUUUCUCAAGAUGCCACCAGGGUCAAGAGCUCGCUUCUGCCUCCGUCUUUCUGGGCUGCAGAGCAGCAGCCACCAUGUCGAUCCACCGCGCUGCGACGAUCGCCAAUCUAGGAUCCACCCUGCGGCAGCAACAAGCGCUAAAUGCCUUCUGGCACCUCGUCAGCCAGGGCUGCCACUUCCAAGCCUGGCAAGGACGAGACAUGCCCAUCGACUUGGCGCUUGUCGAGCUGCCCAUGCCGGACCCGAAGGCAGGCAUGCAACAACAAGCCGACCCGCUAUCAUCUUCGCACACAGCAGCGGCUACAAAGAGUCCAAGAUCGCAGUUUCUGUCCUCAUCACCCGUGUUCGUAGCACGCAUCUGGACAAGCGUUGCGAUCGGCCAGACGAUCGAGCGACACUACCGACAAGGAGCAAGACUGCUGGUGCCUUGCGAGACCCGCUUGGAAGUGGCGACGCCCAUGACGACCAAGCCGUCGCAUCAAGAAGAGGAUCACGUCGAGCGAACAGGCAAGGCUCUUGACUUUUGUGCUUCGCUUUUGCAGACGCGCGAGCCAGCAAGCGCCGAUCACAAAGAGCCGCAGCUCAAGCGCUUCGUGCUCAUGUUGAUGCGCUACACCCGCGUUCUGCUACACUAUCCCUUCUGCCGUGUUGACAGAGACCACCGCAAGGCAGCGCAGGAGGGCAUAUCGGCGACCGUUUCUACUGUACUUGGCACUCUACUCAGCCUCGGAGCCAAGGAUGAUGAUGACCAAGAAGGAGAUGGAGAGGAGGAAGAGGAGGAGGAAGAAGACGGUGGCAAUGACCUGAACGGAGCCAAUCAUCGUAGCUGUCAGCUUCGCGGCAGUGGUCAGAAUGGCUCGACUCGCUCCGAUGCCCCCAGCUCGCUCACUCAACCCGACCUGGCCAGCUCGGCCAGAGUGGACAGACACCUGCUGGAACUGAUGGCCGGCUUGAGCCUGCGUGCGCUCGUCUUCACCUUGGCAUUGAUCAAGCAUCCGCUGCUCCCUCUCGCUUCCGACACUGCUUCGAGUGCAGACGACGGCGAGAGACAGAGGUCUGAUGCGCUGCUCGCGCUCGGCGCCUUGGAACAAUUGCACCAGCUCGGCGUCGUGUCGGCCCCUCUGCUGCGCAAGGCUCGCAAGGCUGCGAGACUCGGUGGCGGGAUUUGA